AUGGUUGUUAAUACAGUUGGUGCUUCUUGCAAAAGAAAAGAUAUGAUUUUGGAGGCAAAAAAAGAGAGAGUGGAAAACGAAAUUCUAGCGGGUGAAAUUAACACAGGAAAAGGAUUAAACCAAGAGGUUUCCCUUGCCCGACCAGGAGACACACGAUGGGGUUCUCAUCAUAGAACCAUCAUAAGUUUGUUGAAAUUGUUUCCGGAAGUUGUUGAGGUACUUACUUUUAUUAAACAAGAUGGAGAGACCUUUCAACAACGAUCCAAUGCGUCAGGCCUCACAAAUGCUCUAUCAAAACAUCUUCAAAAAAAGAGUCAAGACUUGUUAGAAGCAUCUCAUUUGAUAAGCGGGACAAAACGAGCUUUGAAUCAUUUAAGACAAAAUGGGUUUGAAAAGAUGUUGGCAAACGUAACAUCUUUUUGUGAAAAAAACAACAUUAAGAUGUUAGAUAUGGCGGAAAGUUAUGGUAAUAAAAGAAACCGAAAGUAUGUCGUUACUAACCGACAUCAUUUUGAAGUUGAGGUUUUUAAUACGGUUUUGGAUAUGCAACUUCAAGAACUUGGAAGCCGAUUUAGUGAGGUCUCAACUAGUUUGAUAGAAAAUAUGUCGGGUUUAAAUCCUUGUAAUUCGUUUGCUAAAUUUGACAUAUCAAAGAUAGUGAAGUUUUCUGAAAUGUAUCCGAAUGACUUUAAUAAAGAAGAAAGAGGGGUUCUUACGGGUGAUCUUUCGACAUUUUAUCACACUUUAAAGGAAGAUGAUAAAUUUGUAAAUUUAACUGGAUUGAGUGACCUUGCUCGUGUAAUGGUGGAAACCGGAAAAAAUGAAACUUUUCCUUUGGUUUAUCGAACAUUGAAGCUAGCACUGGUUUUACCGGUUGCAACCGCAACCGUUGAAAGAUGUUUUUCUAAAAUGAAGCUUAUCAAGACGGAUUUACGCAAUCGGAUGGGUGAUGAGUAUUUGAACAACGCUCUAAUUUGUGCGGUCGAAAAAGAAAUUUUUUGUAAAGUAAAAGAAGAGGAUGUCAUGGCCCGGUUUCAAGCUAUCAAAAACCGAAGAGGAGAACUCAUUUAG
Helianthus annuus (common sunflower) is the source of this 1071-nucleotide messenger RNA. RefSeq lists its product as uncharacterized. The transcript is spliced from 2 exons. Gene Ontology annotation, molecular function: protein dimerization activity. The coding region runs from base 1 to 1071 and encodes 356 amino acids. NCBI's taxonomy places the organism in Eukaryota, Viridiplantae, Streptophyta, Magnoliopsida, Asterales, Asteraceae. The record is from RefSeq and is a predicted model, not a curated record.